ACUAUACUCUUUACACAACAUGAAACAUUGAGAUGGAAAUGGCACAACCUGAAAAAGAUUCAUACACAAUUUCUGUACUAAUGCAAGGAUAUUCAUACGAAGAUAGAAAUGGGGAUUUCAAAGCAAAUGGCACGUGUACGUUAAUCACUGGUGCAAGCAAGAUACUUGUUGAUACAGGAAGCCCAAGAGACAAAGAUAAGAUUAUUAAAUGCUUGCAAGAUCAUGACUUAUCACCCUCAAAUAUUGAUUAUGUUAUUUGCACUCAUGGUCAUAUAGACCAUGUAGGAAAUCUGAAUUUAUUUCCAAAUGCAAAAUUUAUUGUCGGAUAUGACAUAAUGUAUGGUGAUAGCUACCAGGAUCACGAUUUUAAAAAUGGAAAGAAUUUUAUUGUAGACAACAAUGUAGAAGUUAUUCCAACACCUGGUCACACACAUGCUGAUGUGAGUGUUUUAGUUCGAAAUGUUAAAGACUAUGGCACGGUUGUUGUGUGUGGAGAUCUUUUUGAAAAUGAAAAAGAUAACAAUGAAUGGAAAAGCCUUAGUGAAAAUGUUAAAAUUCAAGAAAUCAACAGAGAAAAAAUUUUGAAAAUAGCAGAUUAUAUUAUUCCAGGACAUGGAGCCAUGUUUAAAACAAAUAAUCGAUAGAAAUCCCCGACAAUUUAACAUGUUCGCUAGUUAUUCUUCUUCUUGUGCAUUAAUCAUUACUAGAAGUUGAUAAUUUGUCAAAUCAGGACCUCUAUUGCACUUGGAUUAGUUCUAUAGCUCAGUAUUUGUAAAAAUUAUUGGAAUAAUACAAUUUAUUACUCUUUUCUAA
Messenger RNA from Xenia sp. Carnegie-2017, 813 nucleotides. Its product is annotated as metallo-beta-lactamase domain-containing protein 1-like. The record is from RefSeq and is a predicted model, not a curated record. The transcript has a single exon. The coding region runs from base 33 to 644 and encodes 203 amino acids. Lineage: Eukaryota; Metazoa; Cnidaria; Anthozoa; Malacalcyonacea; Xeniidae.